AUGGCCUCCGCCGCACCCUCCCGCUCCCGCUCCUCCUCCUCCGCCGACCAAGACGAGGAGGGCACCGACAGCGACGCCUCCAACGACUCCCCCCCACCCGCUGCCCAGCAGGCCCCGCCCCCACCGUUCCCCGACAGCUCGGCCCCGCCUCCUCCAGCCCCCGCCUUCACCGACCCAGCCAGCGCCGGUGCAGCUCCGCCGCCUCCGCCGCAGGGGGCGAGUGCGGCGGAGGACUCGCGGCGGCUGUUCCAGCGGCUGUGGACGGACGAGGAGGAGCUGCUCAUCCUGCGCGGGUUCCUCGAGUUCACGUCGCGCCGGGGCACCGCCUUCGCGUCGCACCAGUACGACACGGGGCCCUUCUACGAGGAGAUCCGCCGCAAGCUCUCCUUCGACUUCUCCAAGAACCAGCUCAUCGAGAAGCUGCGCCGCCUCAAGAAGAAGUACGGCAAUGGGUACCGCUGCACGCCGGGCUGCCACUCCAGCCCCUGCGGCCUGCCCAGCUGCCACUACUACAACAAUGGCUACCACGGCUACGGCGUGCGCGCGCCGCCGGCGCCGCCACUGGGAUACGCCUGCUAUGAGGAGCAGUCACGCGGAGGCGGAGGAGAAUGCGGCAUCCAGUAA
This is a messenger RNA of Triticum aestivum (bread wheat), 624 nucleotides long. Its product is annotated as probable transcription factor At5g28040. Gene Ontology annotation, cellular component: nucleus. The coding region runs from base 1 to 624 and encodes 207 amino acids. Lineage: Eukaryota; Viridiplantae; Streptophyta; Magnoliopsida; Poales; Poaceae. The record is from RefSeq and is a predicted model, not a curated record. The transcript has a single exon. Gene Ontology annotation, biological process: regulation of DNA-templated transcription.